Messenger RNA from Psammomys obesus (fat sand rat), 4291 nucleotides. RefSeq names its product dual specificity phosphatase 11 (gene Dusp11). Lineage: Eukaryota; Metazoa; Chordata; Mammalia; Rodentia; Muridae. Bases 137 to 1093 code for a protein of 318 amino acids. Gene Ontology annotation, biological process: protein dephosphorylation. Gene Ontology annotation, molecular function: protein tyrosine/serine/threonine phosphatase activity; polynucleotide 5'-phosphatase activity. The transcript is spliced from 9 exons. The record is from RefSeq and is a predicted model, not a curated record.
AAAUUGCGGAGGCACCGGACACGGCGCUUUCCUGCGCCGACGCUCUGGUCCCAGUGGCGUCUUCUGGCAGCUCUGAGGCGCCACUUUGGCCGCUCUGGCACGCCUGGCGUUGGGUGGGCGGCAUUUCUGCGCCCACAUGAGCCACUGGUAUUAUGGCCGCAGUGUUCGCGGUCGGGGCCGGGACUUCGCUGUCCGUGCCCCACCCAAGAAGAAAGGCAGAAACCACAUCCCAGAAAGAUGGAAAGACUAUCUUCCAGUUGGACAACGGAUGCCUGGGACCCGUUUCAUUGCUUUCAAAGUUCCUUUGCAAAAGAAAUUUGAAGCGAAGCUUAUGCCAGAAGAAUGCUUUUCUCCUUUGGAUCUUUUUAAUAAAAUUCAAGAACAAAACGAAGAACUUGGAUUGAUAAUCGAUUUAACAUAUACUCAGCGCUAUUAUAAAAUAGAGGAUUUGCCAGAAACUAUUUCUUACAUAAAAAUUUUUACAGUUGGUCAUCAGGUACCUGAUAAUGACACUAUUUUUAAGUUCAAAUGUGCAGUUAAAGAAUUUUUAAAGAAAAAUAAAGACAAUGACAAACUUAUUGGUGUUCACUGCACCCAUGGCUUAAACAGGACUGGCUACCUCAUUUGCAGAUAUUUGAUUGAUGUAGAAGGCAUGAGGCCAGAUGAUGCAAUUGAAUUAUUCAACAGGUGUCGGGGGCACUGCAUAGAAAGACAGAAUUACAUUGAAAACCUGCAGAAUCAUCGUGUCAAAAAGGAAGUCUUCCGUCUUGUUAGAAACCGGAAUGUUAGUACACCUAAGUCAGGUGGUCCUGAAGACGCAGCACAUCCUAUGGCACAAGUCCAUACCACUAACAAGCCUCUGCACCAAGGACCUAGGAACAACCGGCCUGCUGGCCGUCCACCACCUUUCCGGCGUUUUCAUACCCAGACCCAGAACUUAAAGCAGCCACUCAGAAAAUUUUCACAAAGUCCGAGUGUUUUCCGGAGAGGCCUUAUCCCUCCUCCUGGUCCAGCUGGAGAGGACUACUCACAAAGAAGAUUCUUCUGGAACAUGAAGCCAAGUGCCAGUCAAGCAGCCCAGAACAAGAAGUGAGCUUCUGCCAGUUACCAGAGACACUUCUACCCAGCCUACCGGGGGUGGACCCGGUGAGACACCCUUGGCUAGACUGUUUAGGGGCCACCUGAGACCAGAGCUGAACAGAAGACAGCUGGAUGACUUUUAAUAAAAUCAGGUCAAAUGAAUUAAAAAAAAUUUAAGCAUUUUUUAGCUUUUUUAAAUCUUUGAUUACCCCUUCAUGUGUGUUAGGUUUAAAGAUGAAUUGCAUUGCUUUUUACCUGCUGAUGAAGGCACAGCGAUAGCAGCAGUCCAGAACACAGCAUUCCAGGCUUCAACUUUACUCAAAGAAUUUUCAAUAGAUAAACUAUUUUUUAAUUGUCUUUUGCUUUCCCUGUAUAUUUCCUUUGCUCAUGCUUGUAAAGUGUGUAUAGAUGCAGAGAUUCAUCAUGUUUACCAUGCUCUGUUACUGACAAUCUUAAGGAUAUCUUUUUUUCCUUGACUGUUCAAAUUUUCUACUAAAAAUCUAGCCAGGAGACAAGUUUCUUUGUGCCUAUUCUCUGUGCUUGAAGGACUCCGAUCAGCUUUCUUUCCUUGGUGGUCAUUGUUGGAAUCUGACCAGCUUCUUACUGAACUGCCAAGUGAGGCAUCUAACACAGAGGAGUGUAACAUUUUAGGGAAUGAUUGAUUGCCAACUUGGGCAAGAGAAACUAAUUGAUAAACCAGAGUUCUGGUUAAAUUAUAAUUUACCUGACGAGGCAACUGCCACCAACAGGGUAGAACUAUCCAGAAGGCUUGAAAACCUCUAGAUUUUAAAGGUUGAACAGACGGGGAAUGACCAGACGUUCUUGGCUACCUGGGAAGACUGAGGAUGGCGGCGCUGAAACUGAGGACCUGUGUUCAGGAGGAUCUCUAUCCAGUGGCCUCCCACACUGGAAUGGUGCUCUUCCUCUGGAACACACUUCAGGCUACUUGGAGGUGCUAAUUCCUUCAGCUAUAGAACUCACUCAGGAAAUUGCUCAUCAUGACACACCUCAGUCCACAGCAAGUGAUUGUUGAAUGACUGGGCGAUUUGGCUCUUAUCUUGAAAGCCUCUGCUUCUGAGAAUUGUCAAAGUGAGAGCUGAUGCUCCACGCAGUAGUUAUCUUCCUCCACAUGUGAACGUGGAGCCUCACCCUAACGGAGUCCCAGUAGCUCACCCAGCCUUGCCUGGGGCUGAUUGUCUGCACUCAAACGAUGGCUCUUAAAGUGUUUCUCUGCUCACCAUAUUUAACAGAUGCCUGCAGAAUUCUCUCCUGGAAUCCACUUUUUAGGAAAUGAGAACAGACAGUUAUGAAGCAAAAGAGGACAAGGCUGGGGCAGGUGCAGACGUGCACCUUGGCCAGGGACUUCUGUGGGGACACUGCCGGGAGACAGCCAUUGCGUGAGCUCUGCUGCCUGCCUGUUCCUCUGUCUUUGGAUUACCAACACCUUGUUAAGACCUGGUUUAUCACGGGGUACCUCAUAGCUUUUAUUCUUACACACUGGUGUGGCUUCUGUCCAUGUCAAACCAUCCAAAGGCCUAGUGGAAGGAAGCAGCAGCUUCUUUUUAACACAUUUCUAGUGGUCUGUGUAGUAUUUUUAAAUCGUAUUUUUAUUUUAGAAGCACACAUGAGUACUUUCUCAGGUAGCUUUCCUGAGAUUACCAUGAAAAGGCAUCCUCCGUGUUACCUGGUUGUCAGGUCUCAGAGGAGCCAGCUUAAAUACUCUGUCUUACUCUAUUUAUCUUCCUUCAUUGUUUAAGUACUACUCUUACAGAUCACCAUUUCUAUGUUUUCCAGUUUAUGAUAAUAUGUGAUGAUGAAUUCUUGGCAAACGAGGAUGUAGCUCUCAGCCUAUCCACCCCACAGCUGUUUGCUGAAAUUCUUGAUAGGUGUUAGUCAUCAUGAGCCAUAGUACUCCGUGGUUGUGGGUUCUUUUAUGUCUUCGCCUUCAUGUUCUUGCCUCAUUCAUUUGUCCUUUUCCCGUUGCCAUGUCACAUUCAUUCCCCCAUAGCUGAUAGUAUUAUAAACUGUCUCGGUGUAAGUGAUGUGCCCUUGUGGUUUGACUCCUUUUCUGGAGCUUCUUAAAAUGCCCUGGUUAGAUACCAGCACCAGUUGUUAGGGCUGCCGUGGUGGAGUGUCAUAGAUGGGGCAGUGUAAUCUGCAGGAAUGUUCUGUUUCUCAUAGUUGUAGAAGCUGGGAAAGACGGAGGCAGUGAGAAUAGGGUCUUGCAGAUAGUUGGUACCUCACUGUCUUCUAUGUCUUAAUACAUCUCUUUACCCCCUCAACCCCUCCCUCCCUUUUUUUUCUUUUUAAAUGAUAUGCCAAGAUGUAUCCUCAGCUCUCCUCAAAGAUGCCAGUCAUUAGGUUCUUCUUGGAGACUUCAUUUUAAUGCUUUUGCCUCUUUAAAGAUUGUACCAAAUGCAGGGCUUAGAACUUUAACAGGAAUCUGAGGAAACACAGCUGUCCACAGGAAGCACACUGGCUAUUCAUUACGCCUGGGACCCAGCUCCUGACUUGAGCCCUCUUCUAUCUUACUUGUCAUUUCUUAGAACGCCCUUAUGUCUCCUGGGUUCCAGGGUGCUACUUUCAUGACUGCAGUUUCCCAUUUGAUCAUUAUGUCUGUCCUUCAUAGCUUCUGGGGCUGGGUGGGAUGUCCCAGCUGAAUCAGAAAUGGAUCUGUUUGAUUCUUUCUCUGCUCCUGUACUUUGAUUAGCUACAGUGUCAGGCACUUUUCAGUGCCUCUCUUCAUGCUGUUCUGGGCGUCACUGCUGGCUGUUGAAAUCCUCUAUCUUCUCAUCUCGAACCUGUCUGUAACCUGUAAUUUGUCUCUUGAAGUCUUAAGAUCUUCAUCUCAAAUGAUAGAGUGUUUUCUAUUCACAGUGACAGAUAGCAAGUGAGCCCUUUCAGUAUAGUGAAUUGCAAGAAGUUUUUAUUUACUGCUAUUGUAUUAGGACUAACCCGAACCCUUGGCAACUUCUGGUUGGAUGUUGGGUUUCUUUCCUGGAAUGUGCCUUUGAUUUAAUUAUAUUUUUUUAUUUAACCUUUUCACAUUAAUUUCUAGUAUUUUUUUCUGAUAUGUUGGAGAUGCUGGGAUUGACAGGGUCUCGAACAUGCUAGACAUGUACUCUGUUAUUGAGGCAUGCCUCCAGCCCUCUUCUGGUCUAUACAUCUAUAUGUGAUUUGUGUAAGCAUAAUAAAAACAUAAAAGAAAAUA